AUGAACAGCUGCGAUAAUGUUGAAAUGAAAAACCAUCUCUACAUGAGUGUGAUGCACUCUUUGUCAAUCAUCGCUCUUUUUAUGAAUCUAUUCGCCUUUUACUGCAUUGUCUACAAAUCAACGAGGCAGAUGGGCGCUUAUAAAUGGUAUUUGCUUGCUUACCAAGCGUCAUCCACUGCAUUCGACACUGUUUACACUGGUUUUAUAAUACCUGUAAUCUACUUCCCAGAAGCAAUGGGUUAUCCUGGCUCUUGGCUGGCAGAGGCAUUAUCUAUCACUGGCCACGCUGGCGUACUUAUGGUGUUUCUCACAGCUGCUCUACUUGUUGGUUGUAUUCUUAACCUAUUUAACUAUCGUUGUCACGUGAAAUACCCUUGUUUGCAAUCUGUAAUAUAUGGCAGUCCACGUUUUACGGUCUUCACACUAAAUAAAGGGAUACGUUUGGCUAUGACAGUUAUAGUAUUGGCGGUUACUGCAACUGUAAUUACAGUACUAUGCAUUGUUCUCUCCUUCUAUUUCAUAAGGAUGAGUGGACAUCUGUCACAGAAAACGAAGCGAAUGCAAAGACGAUUUCUCAUCUACCUUUGUAUACAGGUAGGUGGCAAAUACUCGUUGCAUUAA
Messenger RNA from Cooperia oncophora, 621 nucleotides. Lineage: Eukaryota; Metazoa; Nematoda; Chromadorea; Rhabditida; Trichostrongylidae. The record is from the annotation of a GenBank genome assembly.